AUGUCUUCGUUCGCCGGCGUGUCCGUCGUGGCCAACGACGAGCUGUGCCCCGACACCCAGUCGACCGUCCGAACCAGCGCAGACUGCGGGUACCAUCUGCUUGUGGUCCAGGACUACUCGCGAGCCAAAAAGAGCAUCAGCUCCCGUCCUUUCAUGGUGGGAGGCCAUUGUUGGCUCCUCUUCUACUGCCCCCACGGUGAAAACCACACUUGUGCCGACGUCGUCUCUGUCCGUCUUUCCUGUAUCCAAGACGAUUCUGAGAAGCAGCCUGUGGAAGCCAAGGUCGUUUUUAGCCUCAUUGGUCAGGUUGAGCUGCAGAAUCCAGUCUACAUUGCUCAAAGUGAAGCAUGCAGCUUCGAUCCUUGUUCUCAGAGCAUCGAGCAGGAUUUUAGAAGAGAUGCCCUUGAGCGAUCAUCAGUGAAGCUAAAGGAUGAUUAUUUGACCGUCCGGUGCGACGUCAUGGUCUGCAACACCAACCCCAGGGAUGAUGAUGAUGAUGCCGCUGCCACCAUUACCAAGGCGCGCUUGCCUAACAUUUGCCGUGAUUUUAACAUCCUCUUCAAAACCGAGGCGGGUGCUGAUGUGACAUUCGAGGUCGGCGGCAACAAGUUGGCUACACACCGAUGCGUGCUUGCAGCCCGGUCUAAAGUCUUCAUGGCACAGCUCUUUGGCCCCAUGAAGGAGGCAACUGCUCAAACCGGUGUCAUACACAUCAAAGACAUGGAAGCAAGCGUGUUCAGGGCUUUGCUUAGCUUUAUCUACACAGACUCGCUUCCUUCUAUGGAGGAGGACAACAUGGAGGAGGACAACAGACAAGAGGUGGAAGCAUCAGAGGAUGAAAUGUCACGUGUUGUGGAACAGGGACAAGAAGACGAAGAAGUAAUAGAGAAUGAAAUAUGGCUGCAGUGGCUUCAAAACUUGCUGGUAGCAGCUGACAGAUAUGAUGUCCAACGUCUCAAAUGCAUCUGCGAGGAGCAGUUAUCUGAGCACAUAUCUGUCAGGAUGGUGAUGUCCACUCUUGCUCUAGCCGAGCAGCACCACUGCCAAGGAUUGAAGGAGGCGUGCUUCAAGUUUAUCCAAGUCCAGCCCCCCUCGUGUUUGCAAGCAGUAAUGGCAACUGAUGGCUAG
Triticum dicoccoides is the source of this 1128-nucleotide messenger RNA. RefSeq names its product BTB/POZ and MATH domain-containing protein 2-like. Gene Ontology annotation, molecular function: protein binding. Bases 1 to 1128 code for a protein of 375 amino acids. Lineage: Eukaryota; Viridiplantae; Streptophyta; Magnoliopsida; Poales; Poaceae. Gene Ontology annotation, biological process: protein ubiquitination. The transcript has a single exon. The record is from RefSeq and is a predicted model, not a curated record.